AUGAGUAAACACAAACUCGACGAAGGGGCCCAAUUGGCCAAGCAAGACAAGAAGCGCAGGAAAAAGGAUCGCAAAGAAGCCCUCCGCGUUGAAGACGUUACGCCCAGUUCGACCGAAGCCACCGCCAGUUCGACGCCCGCACCGCAGCCAGAAAACGAGGACGAUGGCGCAACCUACAAGCCCGACCCAUCUCUCAACUCGCUGCCGCAAUCUUCAGUAGACGACUUCUUCAAGUCUGAAUCCGUGAGGAUUGACGAUCCGAAAACCACAAACCUCCGGCCAAUCCUGGCAUUUACGCACCUCCCUUCCGAGCUCGCGACGCAGUUCAAGAGCAUCUUCUCUUCUUUCGACAAGCCUUCGUCAAUCCAGUCCGCGGCUUGGCCCUUCCUUCUGUCUGGACGAGAUGUCGUGGGUGUCGCCGAGACGGGUAGCGGGAAGACGAUCGCAUUCGGGCUGCCGCUGGUAUUCCGUCUGUCGGCAUUGAAGAAGAGAAAGGGGAUACGAGCGGUGAUUGUCGCACCGACGCGAGAACUGGCGAUCCAAGUUUACGAGCAAAUCGACAAGCUGUGCAAGACGGCCGACAAGCUGAAGCCCGUGUGCAUCUACGGCGGAAUGAGCAAGGACGAGCAGCGCCGGUCUCUGCAAGGAGCGAACGUGGUCGUCGCCACUCCUGGAAGAUUGAAGGAUUUCAUGUCGGACGGCACGAUUGACGUCUCGAAGACGCGGUACCUUGUCCUAGACGAGGCCGACCGUAUGCUGGACAAGGGGUUCGAAGACGAUAUCAAGCAUAUCAUCUCGCAGAUGCCGUCGUCGAGCAAACGUCAAACGGCCAUGUUCACUGCGACCUGGCCCAAAUCCAUCCGAGACCUUGCGGCGACUUUCAUGAAAGAUCCGGUCAAGAUCACCAUAGGACGCAACGACGCCGAUGACUCGGGCGAGCUUCGUGCAAAUACCCGCAUCGUGCAGAAGGUCGAGGUCAUGGACGGCUUGGCCAAACAACAGCGUCUCCUACAGCUUCUGAAAGAGCACACCGCUGGCAGCAAGCGCAACGAUCGCAUUCUGGUGUUCUGUCUGUACAAGAAAGAGGCGCUCCGGAUCGAGAACUUCAUCCGGAGUCGUGGCUUCACUGUCGCCGGUAUUCAUGGGGACAUGUCGCAAUCCGCUCGUAUCGCCAGUCUGGAAUCUUUCAAGUCCGGCUCCGUGAGCCUGCUUGUCGCCACCGAUGUUGCUGCGAGAGGGCUGGAUAUUCCCGAAGUCAAGCUCGUCAUCAACGUGACUUUCCCUUUGACGGCCGAGGAUUACGUUCAUCGUAUCGGCCGUACUGGUCGCGCCGGUAAGGAAGGACUAGCAAUCACCAUGUUUACCGAGCAGGACAAGCCCCUCGCCGGAGCCCUGAUCAACGUGCUCAAGGCGGCGAAGCAGGAUGUUCCAGAUGACUUGUUCAAGUUCGGCACAACAGUGAAGAAGAAGCAGCACGAUGCGUACGGUGCCUUCUAUCGUGAAGCAGACGAGGGGAAGAAGGCCACCAAGAUCACAUUUGACUGA
Molecule: messenger RNA, 1545 nt
Organism: Capronia coronata CBS 617.96
Lineage: Eukaryota; Fungi; Ascomycota; Eurotiomycetes; Chaetothyriales; Herpotrichiellaceae
Exons: 1
Coding region: 1-1545 (514 amino acids)
Biological process (GO): rRNA processing
Cellular component (GO): nucleolus
Molecular function (GO): RNA helicase activity; ATP binding; RNA binding
Source: RefSeq, a predicted model, not a curated record